This is a messenger RNA of Miscanthus lutarioriparius, 453 nucleotides long. NCBI's taxonomy places the organism in Eukaryota, Viridiplantae, Streptophyta, Magnoliopsida, Poales, Poaceae. The record is from the annotation of a GenBank genome assembly.
AUGGCGGAGGCCCCAAGCAAUAUCGAAUCCAUGAGGAAGUGGGUCAUCGACCACAAGCUCCGAGCCGUAGGUUGCCUCUGGCUGGGUGGGAUCAGCAGUUCGAUCGCCUACAACUGGUCGCGGCCCAAUAUGAAGACUAGCGUCAAGAUCAUCCACGCAAGGUUGCAUGCGCAAGCUCUAACCCUAGCUGCAUUAAUUGGUUCUGCAUGCGUGGAGUACUAUGACAAUAAGUAUGGUUCUUCUGGGCCAAAGGGGUUAUUAUCAGCAGCUUGGGAAAUAAUUAUGGCCAAUCCAGAAGUUCAACGUGCACUGAGCAAUGUCACAAACAACAUCAGUGCAGAUGAAGCUGAGCGUAGGAGGGAAGAACGGAACCAACAACGUAAAAGGCGAAAUGAGAUGACCGAUGAACAAAGAGAGGAGAUGAACAGGAAGCGACGUGAACUACGGGCGUGA